AAAUCAAAUGAUGAAAAUUCUCAAAUUCAUGUUAAAAUCAGUAAAUUCGUUGAGAAUUUUUGCUAAAUAGUAAUUUAAGAUAUUAAAUAAAAAUACAUAAACGAUAAGUUUUUACGUCAACGGUCCAAAUUGAAUUCGUGCGACUGUAAAUAAGAGCAAUUGUUAUUUUGAAAGACAGGAAGAAUUAAAAACAAAACUUGCCUCAAGGAAAAGUUAAACCUAUAUAUAUAUAUAUAUGUAGGAUGUUAAUAACUUAAAUACGAAUUUGCGAACCGAAGCAGUCAAUAUAAUUUUUAACUUUCUUUUACGGCAUCGUUGUUAUAACAUGUCUUCGCAACAGCAAAAAGAUCAAACGCAACAACGUGUAGAUUUAAGCUAUUCCAAUGCGAUGGUGUUGUCUAUUAACAGUAACCACAAUAACAACAAUAUUAGCAUUGAGCAACCACAGACCAAAAGGCAAAAAAUUGAAAAAACUAAAGCAUAUAAUGGAAAAAAUCUGAAAAAUUGUUUGACCCCGACGGUAAUAAUCAAUGGCCAAUUCAAUUCAUCUCCACCGCCUGAUAUUGUGGAUACCGGUGAUCCAAUGCCGCCGCUUUGUUCGUCGCUUUCCUCAUCGUCGCAUUCAAUAUCUGCACCUACUUCGUCUAAUAACUCGCCUACAAUCACACCAUCCAGCUCGCGAACAACAUCUCUAACACAACUACUAAAUGCACAGAAUUUAAUAGGAUCCGUAACAAGUAAACAACCGCCACAUGAACAUUUACAUGUGGAGCUUGAAGUAGCACGUAGUAAUAAUGGGAUUUGCAGUCCGGCAGAAUUCGCCUCUGAUGAAGUUGAUCGCGUCGGCUUGCCAGAUUUGUUAACACUUUCAACGCCUGUUAAUGGCGCAAAUAAUAAAUUCCGUUGCACGGUCGACGCCGGAAAUGCGACCGCCACACAAUUGGACGAAUUGAGCGCUGCUCAAGAUAUGCGAGAGUUUGAAGAAUCUCUGACGAAACAAUGCUUAUGCGGUGUUUCGGAACGCAUGUUACGAAAACCUUUUCAAUCGCACUAUUCACUCGACGCAAACGGCCAGAAACGUAUAGCGAAUUUGAACGAAUGGCCGACGAACAAAUUACUGCAGUUUCUCUCGAAUCUGCAGUUACUAUUUGACAUUUAUUUGAAACAAAACUCGAAAGGAUUUAUUUGUGCACGCAUUAUGGACGUUUGCGAUGCUUUAAUACGUAACGAUCAUCAUCUUAUAGAUGAAAUAAUUGUGCUAGCUGGCUAUCGGAAUCCCUAUGUACAAUUUCUUGCCAGUCGAGUAUUGGCUUCGUUUUUGGUUAUAGCCAAGCAAGAUAUGGACGAUGAUUGGUUAAAAAAACUUGUGGACAAUUUAUUUAAUUUCGAUCGUCUCGAUUAUAUGGCGGUACAAAAGGUGCACUUUAGCCUGGAAAUUAUUAAACGAAUUGUCGAAUGGAAAGAUAUCGAUUUGCAUCCUUUAGAAGAUGAGAUUGUGGAUACGCAUAUUAAUAUGGAAGCAAGUAGUUCAAACGCUGCUGCAAAUAGAAGUGCAGACGUGUUUUUAAAUUCCCAUCAUGGCUAUUUGCAUUUUCAAACACAACAACCAACCCUGGAAAGGAAUUAUUUCGCCGUGCACUAUCGUUCUUCAGAUAGUUUGGUGGAUAAUAGCUCACGGGAGAGCCCAGAAACUUCAACAUCGUAUAAUGCAUACCACAACACUGCUACUUUGUAUGGGGACAUGGGAUCUCAGUGUGCAUUCCCUUCCGCCGCCUUGUCAGGCUGCCACUUGAUUACGCUUACUGAUUCGGAAAGUUUCGAUACCACUCAUCUCAAAUGCAUUACUAUCAAAAUUUUGGAAAACAAAUGGCCCGCUUUGGUUAAGAAUAUGUCAAUUCUCAUUGAAAGUCAUUUGGAUAUCGAAAAUGCCGAACAUUGCAUUUUAAAUUUUCUACAAUUAUGGGAAAAUAUAAUAUCGGUAAAGGCGAAUUUGUCUAUUGUAGAGACGUUGCCCUUCUACGCUCAACUCGAUAAAUUUGAGAUGCUGCUCAAUCAGAAUCUUUCUUGUACAGUGUAUAAGCAAAUAUUGUGUCUAUUUAAUGAGGCUCUAUGUUAUGGAUCGACAUUGGCUUUGCAGGACAUGUUACCUGAUGAGACAUGUGUGCUGGCGCGUCAAAUUGUAACGCAUGUUAAGGACUCCCCUAUACUCGAAUCGUUGCCGCGACGUCAUCCUGAAAAUGUUGUUGGGUUCAUCGGUUUCAAAAGAAAGCCUAUUAUUUACGAAAACGGUACUCUGCAGCGGCACUAUUCAUGUGAUGCCACAUCUAGUGUAUUAAGUGCUGGUGACGUCAUAGAAAUGGAUAAAACAUUACUUCAAAAAAUGGUUUUACUCGUAUUGAAAUCUAUAGCUGUCACAGUGAAAGCCAUACGCAGUGACUCGUCAGAUUCAUCCAUUGAUACGACGGAUUAUGCAGCUCUUCAAGAAAUGGUGCUAAUAGAGAAUUCCAUACGGGCGGUUUUAAUUAAGCUCGAAUCAUUUAUAAAGCAUACGCUCGAAUUUCAUCCCGAGUGUCACUUUAGUAAAAUCUUGAUUCAUUUAUUUGAUGAUCAAGAUGAUCACUUAAUUGAGGCAAUGGUAUGCACGUUAGAUGUGACCAUUACGUUUCCCGCGUUGGAUUCAAUGCUUAAUCCCGUCUAUACUUUCCUGGAGUUCCUUAAAAUGGUUUCGAAUAGCUCUGAUUUAUUAUUGGACUUAUUGGUCAGCAAUGAAACUUGUUUUUUGCUCUACUUAUUAAGAUUUCUUAAGUACAUCCGAGCUAAUUGGCCUAUGUUUGUACGUAGCUGUGACGCUCUAGGCUCCAAUAUGUUAGACGAAGCUAUGGACGCAUUGAUACGCUUAAGAUUACAAAUAUCACGGUUAGUUUCACGACAAUUAUACCCAUAUGAUAUAUCGCCGGUACUACGACUACUAGAAAAUUGCGAAGAUCUAUAUCAAGGUAACGAGCUGAGUUAAACACAAUAACGUGCGUAAUAAAUAAUUGGUUUUCCGAAUUAUUGAAAUUGAGAAAUGUGUGCUUUCAAGUAGGAAUAGAACGCUCUUUGUACGCUAACAGGUGUCCAUGCCGGAUUCACCAAACCGUGUAUAUUUUUAAUCGAGUUCUCUGUCGACUUGAUCAACUCCGUCUGACAUCUAUUAUAGCAAUUAUCUUUACUCAAUUAGAAAAUUUGAAAUUAACGCAUUUUAUAAGCAAUUUUUUUUUUUAAAUCAAGUAACAUUGUUUGUGUUAUUGAUUCGUUUUUGAUCAAUGCGCAGCUUUUCUUUUUCAUUUCACUGCCUUUUUCGCACAUUUCUGUUCGUUUCACAGUCAGUAAAGAGAAGGUUACCAAUAUCGACUACUCUCUAACGAAAAUGCAUUUGGAAUUGCAUUUGCUUGUUAUUAAAAAAUGUUCCUCUAUGGAUAUCCAUAGGAAGCAUGAAAAUGUUUGAUAAGGAAACAAAACGAAAAAUAUUAUUAAGUGUUUGCAAAAAUUUUGAUCAGCGACUUUUACUGCUAAAAAUGAUGAAGAAAUGAGAAAUACCAUUGUACGUAACAUGGAACAUUCAAAAUUCCUCUUCUUCCAAUUUCAAAACUUUUAUUCUUCAUUUGAAGAAAUCAGUCCACCAAACACGUACAAAGGUUUAUGAUGAUGCUGAUCCAUCAUAUUUCAACUUUCAGUUUUGGUUUCAAUGGUUUAAAAGUGGUGACGCGAAUGCACGCGAAAAUGCCAUUUUUUGGCCAUUUGAUGCAAGAGUUGCCCAGGAUACAUUGAUGCAGCUCGAAAGAGAAAUUCCGCCACACCUAGCGUACUUACCAGAAAUAUUAAAGCACUCACCAAACGUGAUACCUUGUUUAGAUUGGUCCAUUGGUGGCUUGGCUGGCAAGCGGGGGAAGUACGAAAAUGGGGUUCGAUGGGUGGAUCGCUGCCAAAUCAAUAUAAGUUCUUUCUUUCGGCAUGAUAACGUCACGUUGCCGGAAAUGUUGUAGAAAAUGAUGGUAACUAUAUUGCUUAGUAUAUAUUGUAGCAAAAUUUCUACAAUGAGUGCGUUUUUCGCGUGAAGAAGUGAUCAAAACUUUUACAAAUGCCUAAUAUAAUAAAAAUAAAAAGAAUUGUAUGUUGUUCUACAGUACAGUCAAAAAACAUAAAAUAUUGUAAAUGAAAUUUUUACUUUGUUCCCAAAAGAUUAUAAAGUUUUUCUCGCCGUCUCUAACACCAGGGUGAACACCAGUAAAGUCGAAAUGCAGUAAAAUAAACUUUUUAGAUUCUUGCCUCAAGUCGAAGAAGAGCAAUUUUUUUUUACUUUUUUUUUUCUAUUAACGAAGAAAGAUAUGUAAUUAUAUAAACGCGUAUAAAAAUG
Messenger RNA from Glossina fuscipes, 4396 nucleotides. It is a transcript of the gene lin, whose product is annotated as protein lines. The coding region runs from base 326 to 3013 and encodes 895 amino acids. The record is from RefSeq and is a predicted model, not a curated record. The transcript has 2 exons. Lineage: Eukaryota; Metazoa; Arthropoda; Insecta; Diptera; Glossinidae.